AUGCGUGCCGUAGACAUUACUGAUGAUCCUGCACUGCCAGUGCCACCCAUAGAGGCGGCAGCGGUUAUGGAGGUCGACGCUGACGGCAUUCGUGUACGCGAUGUCAUUUAUCUUUUUCUCAGCCGUUUGGUGGACCCCACACUUCGACAGAACUCGGAUGCCGCCGCGGCAGCCACUGCGCCGUCCGUAUUUUCUUCUUUUUCAGCUUUGAAUCCCGCAUUGGUUGAAGCGGAUGGGGCGGACACCCUGAGCGAGUACACCUAUAUUGUUCGACAGAUGGUACGCAUCAGCACCUCGCUGGAUUGGUCAACCUGCGUUGUGAACUGGGAUCACAUGCUUCGCUUCGAUGAGGACGCCGCGGCGGUGAUGGAGUCGGACUACCAGCGCUUUGCCCCGUUUAUGAACGAGGCGCUUCACCGCGUGCUGCAGCAGUACUUCACCGAGGACUACGCGAAUCGUGGGAAAUGCCAGCCCCAGUUUGUCUUCUCGGGCGUACCUCGCUGCCUGACAAUUCGGGCGCUUCGCGCAUCAAUGGUGGGGAGGCUGUGCAGUCUGCGCGGGGUAGUUACGCGGACCUCUCAGGUCCGUCCGGAGCUCCUCGUCGGCGUCUUUCGCUGCCUCGACUGCGGAACGGAGAGUAACCCGAUUGAGCAGCAGUUUUGCUAUACCGAGCCGCCAGCUUGCCGAAACUCAGUGUGCGAGAAUAAAUCUCGCUUUAGCCUUAUUCUUCACCACCCCAAGACCCUUUUUGGGGACUGGCAGAAGCUUCGGAUGCAGGAGGACGCAAAUAACAUCCCGCCAGGGUGUAUGCCGCGGACGAUGGAGGUGAUCGUCCGCGGCGACGCCGUCGAGGUGGCAAAGCCGGGGGACCGCGUUAUCGCCGUGGGUUGCCCCGUUGUUGUUCCGGAGGUGGCGAAACUGUUUAACUUGUCCAACCGCCGCGAGGUUCAGCAGCAGAUGACCGGACCCCAACGCGCACAGCAGGAUGCGCAGGCCGAGUUGGAGGGCGCGACCGGGCUGCGGGCGCUGGGGGUGCGGGAGCUCAACUACCGCAUGUGUUUUCUUGCCACCACCAUCACCGACAACGCGGGAGAUGAUCGAAAAAUGAAGGAAGCUGUCAAGGGCUCCCUCAAUGAAGAUGGGAUGGACGCGCGGGAGGAAGUGCUCCUUAGCUAUGCGGAAGCACAAAAGGUCCAGCAGAUACGUCACCACGAGGGCUUGCUGAAGGCCCUCACGCGUUGCGUCGCGCCGAAUGUGUUUAAGCACGACGUCGUUAAGCUCGGACUGCUCCUGCAGAUGGUAGGAGGGGUCUCUAAGACGACCGUCGAGCGGAUCGCGCUGCGUGGGGAUAUCAAUGUCUGUAUUGUUGGUGACCCAUCAACUGCGAAAUCACAAUUUUUGCUCUGGGUUUCGAGGAACAUGCCGCGUGGGGUGUACACGGGCGGGAAGGUGUCGACGGCGAGCGGCCUCACCGCGACCGUAACGCGCGACGCCGAUACGGGCGAGCGAACGAUUGAAGCGGGUGCGUUAAUGCUCAGCGAUCGUGGGAUUUGCUGUAUUGACGAGUUCGACAAGAUGGAUAUCCGAGAUCAGGUCGCGAUCCACGAGGCUAUGGAGCAGCAGACUAUCUCGAUUGCAAAGGCAGGCAUUAAAGCAACACUGAACGCGAAGACGUCUCUCCUCGCGGCGAUGAACCCGAUUGGUGGAAAGUACGACCGCCGUAAGCCUAUCCAGAAGAACAUCACCAUCACGGCGCCUAUCAUGUCGCGCUUUGAUUUGAUGUUUGUGAUCGUUGACGACACCGGCGAAGAGGCGGACUAUGCGAUUGCGGAUCAGAUGCUACGUCUGCACCGCUUCGGUGGUGCUGCAGUCUGCCCGCCUUUCAGCACUGAGGACUUUCAGCUCUACCUCCGCUAUGCCCGCUCUCUUACUCCGCGACUGACGCCGGCCACCUCCCAGAUCAUCGUAGCGGCCUACCGCGAUAUGCGAUUGCAGGACUCGUUGUCAAAUCGAAGCAAAGUUUACCGCGUCACGACUCGUUUGUUGGAAAGUAUCAUACGACUUUCCGAGGCCACCGCGAAGAUCUACCUUAGUGAUGAGGUGACGCCCAGCCAUGUCGAGGUGGCACUUGAGCUUAUGCGGCAGUCGUUGUCGACGUUGGAUAUGACGGACGUGGAGUUAACUGGUGGCCCUAUUGACCACCCUGACGAGGCAGAAACCGGGGCCAUAAACGUAAAGGAAGAACCCAAUGCGGCGGGGAGAGGGGAAUUUGGAAGCAGCUCCCAUACCGCCACACAGACCGACACUGAUACUCAACAUUUGCCUGAGGUUGGUGUUUCCGCACCUCCAGUGCAAUCCCCUCCACCGCAGUCGCACAAGGUCACAAUUACUGCAGAUCACUACUUUAGCAUCGUCAACCGUCUUUUAACGCGGAUUCAGACUCUCGGGGAGGAAAAUGCCCCUCUUCGCUCGGAGUUGGUGACAUGGUAUUUGGAACAGGUGCAUUCACUGAAUCGUUCGCAACUAGAGAUGGAGUUGCGGUAUGUGAACCUGGUGCUGUCAAGGCUCAUUAAGGAGGGUAAGCUAUUGGAAGUGGAAAUGAACAAGGACGAACUGGCAAGAAUUUUCUUGGAUCCUAACUUCAAUCCAGACUUUGCCCAACGGUAG
This is a messenger RNA of Phytomonas sp. Hart1, 2667 nucleotides long. The record is from the annotation of a GenBank genome assembly. NCBI's taxonomy places the organism in Eukaryota, Euglenozoa, Kinetoplastea, Trypanosomatida, Trypanosomatidae.